GACAUCACUGGUUCGCGGUGCGGUAACUGCGCACACCACGCGCACCCGUUCUUCCCGAGAAUGUCGAGCGUGUCUAAAGUCACUUUCGGCCUGUGUUGUAUGUCGUCCGUCGGAAUAAUAGGCUACGUGCAUUUCAAGCAGUCCUACGACAGGGAGCAGCUGCACCUCGGUGUGAUACGCGACAUCGAGCGACGGGAACGGCGCAAGGCCGAAAAUGUCUACAUCCUGCAGCAGCAGGCCGAGCUAACCAAGGAAUUGCGCAGAGGGGAGGCUUUGUCCGAGACGCAAUAACGGCUGACACGCGCGACUGUCA
Molecule: messenger RNA, 313 nt
Organism: Vollenhovia emeryi
Lineage: Eukaryota; Metazoa; Arthropoda; Insecta; Hymenoptera; Formicidae
Gene: Pet117
Product: protein PET117 homolog, mitochondrial
Exons: 2
Coding region: 61-291 (76 amino acids)
Biological process (GO): mitochondrial respiratory chain complex IV assembly
Cellular component (GO): mitochondrion
Source: RefSeq, a predicted model, not a curated record